AUGGCCCUAUCCAGUUGUUAUGUUGUUGUGUACUACAAAGGGGAUGGUAUUCCGUUGAAAGUUUCUUUAGAUACUACGAUUCGUGACUUUAAAAUAUCUGUUUAUGAUUAUUGGAGAAACUUGACUCCUCUGAGCAUAAGAUUUAUUAGUCGUUGUGAUAAAGCUCUCGUUAAUUGUGAUUAUUCUCUUCAAGGUCUAAUUGUUGUUACUUGUUCAAGGGAAUUUUCAAGUUUUGAUCUGUUUGUCGAGGAGUCUUGUCAUGGUGUUGCUUCUAGCUCUUUAUCUGGUUGGGAGAAUAUUUUUAAAGGUGUUGGUCAAGUUUUUCAUGGUGGUUUUGAUGAGGUUCGCUUAGCUGACUGCAGCAAGUCUGGCUAUACAGUUGCAAAGGUUAAGAAUGACAGACUCAGGUUCACAGGCAAGUGUGGUAGGAAUGCAGAAUGUCCUUGGUAUCUGCACUGUAUUCCAAUCGAUACCGCUAAAAGUGUCUUUUCUAUCAAGGAGUCCAAUGGGGAGCAUAAAUGUGGUGGUGCUUAUAAGCUGAAGGACCCACCUGUGAAGAAGAAAUUGAUUAAGCAUCUAUUCAUUGAUCAAAUACAGUCAAAUCUGUCGAUAAAUCCUAAUGAUAUGGUUUCUCAGGUGAAGAAUUGUUAUGGUAUUGACAUAAAAUACCAUCAUGCUUAUAAAGGGAAGGAAGCAUCUAAGGCAGAGAUAUAUGGCGUUGAUGUAAAAAUUUAUAUAGAUCUUAUUUGGCAUGUUGAAGCAAUAAAGGCUACCAAUCCUGGAAGUUAUAUUAAGUUUGAGUAUGAUAAAGAGACUAAACGUUUUCAGAGGCUUUUCAUAUGUUUUGCUGCCUGUAUGGAAGGAUACCGGUUCAUUCGCCCUAUGCUUUACUGUGAUGCAACAUUUCUCAAUGAGAGAUUAAAGGGAACAUUGAUGGCUGCUACUGGUGUGAAUGGAAACCAAGUUCCUGGAGAAGACAUUGAAGGGUGGGAGUGGUUUAUGGAGAACUUGCAACAUUGUGUCGACUCUCGUCCUAUCACCUUUAUCACUGAUCGUCAUGAAGGGCUGAAGCAAAGUAUUCCUAAGUAUUUUCCCAACUCUUAUCAUAGUUACUGUUUCCAUCAUUUGAAGAAUAACCUCCCCAUAAAGAAAUCACAUGAGAAGUAUAAACAAGUUCAAGAUUUGUUCCAUAAAGCUGCAUACUGCUAUAGUGUUGCUAAAUAUGAGUCUGUUUUAAAUGAGAUGUGUAUCAUAGGAUGUGGUUGGGUUGCCAAGUACAUCAGAAAUAUCGAUCCCAAGCAUUGGAGAAAUGCUUUCUUCGUAGGAUGUAGGUAUGGGACACACUCGUCAACUAUUGCAGAGUCUUUCAAUAUGUGA
Papaver somniferum (opium poppy) is the source of this 1377-nucleotide messenger RNA. RefSeq lists its product as uncharacterized. NCBI's taxonomy places the organism in Eukaryota, Viridiplantae, Streptophyta, Magnoliopsida, Ranunculales, Papaveraceae. The record is from RefSeq and is a predicted model, not a curated record. Bases 1 to 1377 code for a protein of 458 amino acids. The transcript has 3 exons.